AUGUCUACGCACGGCUGCGGAUAUGACUGGAACCCUGGUGGUUUUGUGGAAGCCAUUGCUGAACAUUGCGGUCCAAGCAUUACGGAACUCACAGUCAAGAAGGCCAAAGACUGGGGAGCCAUAGUCAACGGUGUGGUAUCUUUUCGAGCGUUUCCCCAGCUACGCAUGCUCGAGAUUGACUUGGCCUCCUUCUGUGGGCCAUCGGUAGCAAGUGGCCAAAGGCUGGGAGAAGAUGCUGUUCAGGCAGAAGAGGGGGAAAAGGCAUGGACCAUUGAAGACAUUCCAUGCUUGGGAGACAUGUUGCCGGAGAGCAUCGUGAAUGUACAGAUCGACAACAACGGCUGGAUGGACGAUCCCCCGGAGCCAGAGGAGGUUUUGAAGCUGUUGCUUCAGGGUUUCCCUGAGAAGCGUGUAUCGAGACUGCGAGACCUGGCUCAAGUAACUUUGCCUAGUUUGGGAGACGCCAAUGUGCGAGCGCUGACCGAAGGAGUGGGGGUGCAAUUCGUGUCUUUGAGUCGAAAGGGUGCACUCAACAAUUCGCCGUGCUCCUCGACGGUGCAGGAAUAUUCUGAUAUGUUCAAGGCCGCUGCCAAAGCAUCCAACGAUGCAGAUACCAGGCCCAAGCCUGUUGCAGUCAGACGUGGACGGAGCACUGUAUGGGUAUAUCCAGAAUCGUAA
Messenger RNA from Alternaria arborescens, 678 nucleotides. RefSeq lists its product as hypothetical. NCBI's taxonomy places the organism in Eukaryota, Fungi, Ascomycota, Dothideomycetes, Pleosporales, Pleosporaceae. The transcript has a single exon. The record is from RefSeq and is a predicted model, not a curated record. Bases 1 to 678 code for a protein of 225 amino acids.